AUGUCGGAGCAUGCAAAGCUGUUGAAGUUUGGAGACAGCCUGUACCGAUGCAAGCAGCUCAAGCGCGCAGCCCUGGGGAAGAUGGCAAGUGUUGUAAGGAAGCUUGCAGACCCACUGAGGUUCCUGGAGGAAGUGCGACAGCACCUGUCAAGGCUUCCGUCGAUAGACACGUCCUCGAGGUCGAUCAUUGUCUGCGGAUAUCCAAAUGUCGGAAAGAGCUCAUUUAUGAAUAGGGUGUCCAGGGCGCAUGUUGAUGUCCAGCCAUAUGCGUUUACAACAAAGAGCCUGUAUGUUGGGCAUUUUGAGUAUGAGGACCUGAGGUGGCAGAUUAUUGACACGCCGGGAAUUCUGGAUCAUCCACUAAGCGAAAGGAACACCAUUGAAAUGCUG
This is a messenger RNA of Vittaforma corneae ATCC 50505, 390 nucleotides long. Its product is annotated as nucleolar GTP-binding protein 1. The record is from RefSeq and is a predicted model, not a curated record. The transcript has a single exon. Gene Ontology annotation, cellular component: nucleolus. Gene Ontology annotation, molecular function: GTPase activity; RNA binding; GTP binding. Gene Ontology annotation, biological process: ribosomal large subunit biogenesis. NCBI's taxonomy places the organism in Eukaryota, Fungi, Microsporidia, Nosematidae. The annotation marks the transcript as partial.